Messenger RNA from Nestor notabilis (Kea), 633 nucleotides. RefSeq names its product ubiquitin thioesterase otulin-like. The record is from RefSeq and is a predicted model, not a curated record. The transcript is spliced from 4 exons. Lineage: Eukaryota; Metazoa; Chordata; Aves; Psittaciformes; Psittacidae. The annotation marks the transcript as partial.
AUGACAGAACCAACUGUCCUUCCUGUGCAUGCAGAACAAACACAGAAAAGAGAGAGUGUUGCCACACAGCUGAUGAAGCAUGAAAAGGAAGAGGGUGUUCGUGUUCCUUCUAACGAACUUGGUUCAGCAAAAGCAGCUGUUUACCAGAGAGAGCAGUCUACGUCGGAGUUAAGAAAGGACGGUGUAUACAAAAGUACUCGGAGACCUGAGAAGACAGAAAUUAUUAAAUCGCUUGUGACAGAUCACGAUACAUUUAGAAACUGUGAACUAUAUCUACCUGUGUCUAGUAAUUGUUCAGCAGUGGAGUCAUCUGAGGACAGUGAGGAGGACAUGUAUCGUGAUGCAGAAGAAAUAGAGAGAGAGAAAACACUACUUUGCAGGACAAGCUUUUCAGAAUAUAAACUAAGUGUUGCACCUGAAAUGGACAUCAUGGAGUAUUGCAGAAAAGAAUGGAGAGGAAAUACACCAGUAGCAAAAAGGAUGAGAAAGGGAUAUGAAGCAGUUGCUCAGAAGUUUGCAUCUAUUAGGAGAGUACGAGGUGAUAACUACUGUGCUUUCAGAGCAACUCUUUUCCAGGCACUAAGCCAAGCUACCCAGUUACCAAGCUGGCUGCAGAGUGAGGAUUUUACUAUG